AUGGCUGGUGUGGUGCGGCCCAAUAACCAGCUUGAUCAAUUCCUCACCUGGGCGAAGGAUCGUGGCAUCACUUUCAACAAUAAGGUCCGCCCAGCCCAGGUGGAUGGCAUCGGUGUCACCAUGGUGGCGGACUCUGCCCUCAAGGCCGAUGAGGAGAUCGUUCAAGUCCCUUCAGGUGCAUUAUUGAGGUUCCAGUCGAUUCCCUAUGCUUUCCGUCGAAAACACGGGCGCAUAAGCGUUCAUGGUCUUAUCGCUUCAUUUUUGGCUUUUGGUGGAUCUGAGGUCGAGAAGUAUGGUCUCUGGAAAGCCACGUGGCCGUCAAAGCAGGCAAUGAAGGACUGCAUGCCGAUCUUGUGGUCAGAAGAUCACUGGACAGCAGAAGCUUGCCAGCUACUGCCACCAUCUAUCAAGUAUCGGAAGCGUCUAGGUCGAGCUAUUAGCUCCCCUGACACCAAUGCACAAAACUUGCUUGAUCACCAAGAGACUAAGCUGCAGAAAGAUUGGGAGGUCGUAAAACAUACAGACGGCUUCAUCCUAGACAGAAACAAAUGGGAUUUACUGUUUCUGGACCACGUUGUUGGAUCGAUCCUCACCUCCACAGAUGUGAGGAGUCGUUUAGCAAAUGUAGGAUAUCUAGGCGAAGGUGUCUGCCAUCGCACUCACGUCGCUGUGAGGAUUCAAACUCUGGGCCAAGACCAAUGGGAGGAUUAUGUCGCCGGUCGGCUCUUGGAAACCGAGCAACAAGAGAUUGAAGCUGAGACCUUCCUUGUCAAAACCAUAUUGAAGACAUACUUCGAGGAAGCAAAGAAUGCUAUAAGAAUCCUAGAGACAAGUAAGGAUUAUGGUCGGUCAGCUCAGUGGGAGCUCGUAUUUAAGCGUUGGAAACAAAUUAAAGAGCUGAUCGUUCAAGCCUUUUCGAAUGGCAUCAGUGAGAAGGUGCAAGCACAAGUGUUUCAGACAUUCGACCUUCUGCGAUGA
Bacidia gigantensis is the source of this 978-nucleotide messenger RNA. RefSeq lists its product as uncharacterized. The coding region runs from base 1 to 978 and encodes 325 amino acids. The record is from RefSeq and is a predicted model, not a curated record. The transcript is spliced from 4 exons. NCBI's taxonomy places the organism in Eukaryota, Fungi, Ascomycota, Lecanoromycetes, Lecanorales, Ramalinaceae.